Oncorhynchus masou masou (cherry salmon) is the source of this 2206-nucleotide messenger RNA. RefSeq lists its product as uncharacterized. The record is from RefSeq and is a predicted model, not a curated record. Gene Ontology annotation, molecular function: protein binding. The coding region runs from base 1 to 1506 and encodes 501 amino acids. NCBI's taxonomy places the organism in Eukaryota, Metazoa, Chordata, Actinopteri, Salmoniformes, Salmonidae. The transcript has 17 exons.
AUGUUUAAUUUCUCCAUUUCCACAUAUCUCCACCUUCCCAGGCACAGCCAUGCGCUAGCUGUGGCCGGGAAUAUAGCUUUCCUGUUUGGAGGGGUGUCCACCAUAUCCCAUGAGGAGGAGCAGCCAGUAUAUUUGAAUGACUUCUACAUGCUCACAGUUUCAGCCGCUCACAUCACAUGGGAGGUGAUGCCACAGAAUGGGGUUGUACCCUCAGCAAGAGAAGGACACACACUUUGUGUGGUUAAAGGCAAGCUCUACCUGUUUGGAGGUGUGGCCAGUCCGCAGGCUGGAGAAUGUCUUCCUGGAGUCUACUGCUUUGACAUAGUGUCAUUGACGUGGGAGCGGCUUGCCACAGGGGGUGUGUCUCUUAGAACCAUCAGACACAGUUCCGUCUCCGUGGGAGACAACAUUUAUGUCUACGGUGGGCUCCUAGACGGUGUCCCCACUGAUGACCUCAUGGUGUUCAACACAGUCUCUCUGAACUGGACCCCAGUCAAGACCACUGGCACUCUGCCAUCUGCAAGAUACAACCACACGUUUGCUGUAGUCAGUGAGCAGGUGUUCAUGUUUGGGGGAUGUGCUGAGGAUGGCUGCUACUACAAAGACGUUCAUGUUCUCAACACGGAAACCCUGGUGUGGCAGAGGUAUGGUGUGAAGGGGGAGUCGCCCCUAGCCUGUGCAGGUCAGACCCUCACAGCACAUCAUGACAAGGAUAUUUACUUGUUUGGUGGAAAAUGCACCAGUCAGGAUGGAACAGUCACAUCAACCAAUGAAAUUCAUAAAUUAAGCAUUGCUAAGAUGAAAUGGAAGGUGCCUCUCUAUGUGGGGAUUCCUCCGGCCCGCCGUCAUGACCAUACAGCCUUCAUCCUUCACAGCCAUAUAUAUGUAUUUGGUGGCAAAAAUGAAGAACAAGAAUUCAAUGACCUGAAGGUGAUGAAAUUGAUUAACCCAUCCGAAAGACAGCCAGUGAUGAAGGAGAUUCUAUCUGAGUUUGGGCUUCAGGGAGUCAGCCAUGGCUUUGCGCCAACAAAGGUCCCCAAUGUCAAGUAUGAGCUGAGUGAGUCUCCAUCUCUGCUUUCUGUGAGGACGGAUGCAGCUGCCUCUGCACAGGUUACAGCCCAAAGAGACUUCAGUGCCGUCCGAGAUGAGGCGAUGGAUAUGAUCCAUAAAGCUUUCUCCAUGCUUGAUGGAGAGUUUCAGAAGCUUGACAGAGAAAGGUCAGAGCUUGCUCAGUCUGCAGCUGCUCUUCAGUACAAGAGAGAAUCUCACCAAGCCCACCAUCAGCAACAGGAGGAGGAACUACAGGAAAUGAUUGAGCGACACAGAGCCCAGAAUGAGACCUGGCUACGUGCACGGGCAGAGGAGAAUGACAAGGAAAGGAAGGGGCUGUGUAAACUCAGGGAGGAGAUUGUGCACGAGCAGGGUAGACUGGAAGAGGAGCAGGAAAACAUCCAGAAACGCAGCGAACAUCUCCUAUCCAUCAUGCAACAGUUUAAAGGCAUGUGAAGACACGUAACCGUGGCAACCAACUUGGCCGUGCAGAGUUUGUGGGUCUGGCUUACUUUCCAAGGAUGACCAACUCAAAAGCAUCUGUAAAAAGGAAAUGUGACAUUCAUUUGUGUUUUUCCACUGGUGGGUGUGUUUGAAUAGUUAGCAUUUUGUGCAUAGCUAAGAUGAACUUUUGUUGUCUUUUGCCAGAUAGCCAUAAUAUCUUUAGUGAGACAGGGGGAUAUGGAAUCAGGAAUGGUUGCUAAAAAAUUCCUAGGACAUAUCAAAAUUGGUCAUGAUAGAUCUCAACAAAAUGUUGUAAAGGAGAAUAAUUAACUGAGUUGUAGAUUGAUGUAGCCUAAUCAUGUUCAUAAAAAUGUUGGAUUAUUUGGCAUAUUUUGUCAAAUCUGCAUAAAACAACUUUCUGUUCCCUCAUCUUUCAAAUAAUCCUACACUGAAGGCUUACACUUUUAUGAACAUACUUUAAAAUAACUGACAGAAUGUUAUAUUCUAAAUGUGGGCAAACCAGAUAUUUUCUUAGGCAAACCCUGUGUGGGAAUAGAUAACUCACAAAUUAAACCAAAAAAAUAAUAGAAAAAAUGCUUUGCAUAAGAAUUGGUUGUCAAUUAAAUAAUUUACUCAAAGUGCUUUCCUAUUGUCCUCCAAUUGUUACCAGCCCUGUCACAGCAUAGAGAUUAAAUUAAAUGAAUAAAGUAUU